Messenger RNA from Penicillium pulvis, 1440 nucleotides. RefSeq names its product mercuric reductase. The coding region runs from base 1 to 1440 and encodes 479 amino acids. The transcript has a single exon. Gene Ontology annotation, molecular function: flavin adenine dinucleotide binding; oxidoreductase activity. The record is from RefSeq and is a predicted model, not a curated record. Lineage: Eukaryota; Fungi; Ascomycota; Eurotiomycetes; Eurotiales; Aspergillaceae.
AUGGCGACAAAUUACGAAAACAUUAUCAUCGGCUCCGGCCAAUCCGGUACGCCCCUAGCCGUCGCAUUCGCAAAGGCAGGACAAAAAACAGCACUGAUCGAACGCGAGCACGUCGGCGGAUGCUGUAUCAACGAAGGCUGUACACCGACAAAAACGUUAAUCGCAUCAGGUCGAGUCGCUUAUCUAGUUCGUAAGGGACCAGAUUAUGGUAUACAUACGCACACUCCUGAACACAAGACUCACGUGAAUAUGGCGGUGGUCGACAUGCUCAAAGUCCGCCAACGGAAACGCGACAUUGUCACCUCAUUCCGCGGUGGUAGUGAGACUAAGCUUAAAGAUGCUGGUGUGGAUACCCUAGUAGGUGAAGCGACUUUCGUGGACGAGAAAACAAUUCAGUACAAGGAUAGUGGUGGCAACGUGAAGACCGUGCAAGGCCAAAAUAUAUACAUCAAUUCCGGGGCAAGACCUGCACCGCCAUUUCUCGAAGGAGUUGCCUUUCUUGAUCAAAAGAUAGUCUUGGAUUCCACGUCAAUCCAAGAGCUAGAUCAGGUUCCUGGACACCUCGUCGUUAUUGGAGGUGGAUACAUAGGGGUGGAAUUUGCACAAUUGUUUAGCAGAUUAGGCGCAAAAGUCACCAUAAUCCAGCACGGGAAACAAUUGUUGCCACGCGAAGACGAAGAGAUAGCACGCAUACUACAAGACAUCUUUGAAGAGGAUGGACUUACGGUCCUUUUGAACUCUGACCCAGUCAGAAUUGCGCCAUCAUCUACCGGAUUCACUCUUCAUUACCAAGCCAAUAACAGCGACCACGCCAUCGAAGGAACACACAUCCUAUUUGCUACUGGUCGCAUCCCAAAUACAGAUAUGUUGAAACCCGAAGCUGCAGGUGUAAAGACCGACAGAAAAGGAUAUAUUGCAACAAACGAAUAUCUCGAAACAUCAUCUCCUUCUAUCUUCGCAAUGGGCGACGUAAAAGGACCACCAUCAUUCACACAUAUCUCAUACGACGACUUUCGUAUUCUCCGAUCCAACAUAGUUCCAUCAUCAUCGUCGCAAAUGUCUACGAAACUAUCAGUUAAAGACCGUAUAGUGCCAUACGUGGUCUUCACAGAUCCCCAGUUAGCACACGUCGGUUUGCACGAGGGCGAAGCUCGAACAAAGUUCCCGGACAAGAAGAUCCAAAUUGCAAAAAUGCCAAUGGCGUAUGUUGCCCGCGCACUGGAAAUGGGUGAGUCGAGGGGAAUGAUGAAAGCUGUUGUGGAUGGCGAUAGCGGGUUGAUUCUGGGCUUUACAUGUUUGGGUGUUGAAGGUGGUGAGAUUAUGAGUACCGUGGAGGUGGCGAUGAUUGGGGAUGUUCCUUAUCAAAAGUUGAGGGAUGCGAUUUUGGCUCAUCCUACUCUUGCGGAAAGUUUGAAUAAUAUCUGGGGGUUCUUGGAGUGA